CUAUUAUGUUGGUGGGAGUGGAAAUCCGAUGUUUCGCAAGUCCGUCGAUUCCAUUGUUUUUUUUUGCUGAAACGUCAAUGAAUCAGUUUUACCAAGCUGCCUAGUUGCCCUAGUAGGCGUUGCUCUCUGCAGUAUUUAACAAGUGCACCGGGACAAAGCGAGGUAGUCUCUCGACAGAGCAGGAACCCGAGAGCUCUUCAGUCAAUUUGCGUAUAACCUACAGACUUCAAUGGGCCUACUAUAACCUCAAUAUUGACACCAGUCUAGGGACUCUCAAAAGCAUUCACGGGGACAUUCUGUGCAAUUUCUGUGUUGACGGAGUUACAAAGGACACCGAAAGGCCUUUUAUUGUGGAUUCUGGCCUUCACAACACGGCCUUCCCCCUACUGCGGUGAACGCCACCAUGAGUCUGAGUGUGAACGAGCUGACGGAGCUGAUGGAGAUGUGGGCGGAACUUAACUUCACAGGGGACAACAUGUCAUCCCACCACGUAGAGGCUCUGCUGUGCCCGGCUGGGUUCAGCCACGCGGCGGUGCUCUACACCCUCUCUGUCCUCUACAUCUUCAUCUUCCUGGUGGGCCUGGCCGCCAACACCCUGGUGGUGUGGGUCAACCUCCGCUCAGAGAGGAACCGCUUUGAAACCCACCUGUACAUCCUCAACCUGGCUGUGGCUGACCUCUGUGUGGUGGCUACUCUCCCAGUCUGGGUCAGCUCGCUGCUACAGCGCGGCCACUGGCCCUUCGGCGAGGCCGUCUGUAAGAUCACCCACCUGGUGUUCAGCGUCAACCUCUUCGGGAGUAUCUUCUUCCUCACCUGUAUGAGCGUGGACCGCUACCUGUCCGUGGCGCUGUUCGGAGACGGAGGGAACAGCCGCAGGAAGAAGGUGGUGCGGAGGGUGAUCUGUAUCCUGGUUUGGCUGCUGGCACUGGCCGCCUCCGUCCCAGACACUUAUUUUCUGCAGGCGGUCAAGUCCACACACUCUGACGCCACCCUGUGCCGGCCCGUCUACCCCACUGACAACCCCCGAGAGUGGAUGGUGGGCAUCCAGCUUAGCUUCAUCGUCCUGGGCUUCGCCAUCCCGUUCCCAGUCAUCGCUGUCUUCUACCUGUUAUUAGCAAGCUCCAUUGGCAACGCCAACCCGCCCGGCUCCAGCGCCAACUCAAACCAGGAGCGCCGCAUCAGCCGGAAGAUCAUCCUGACCUACAUUGUGGUGUUCCUGGUCUGCUGGCUGCCCUACCACGGAGUCCUAUUGGUGGACACUUUAUCUCUCCUCAACGUCUUGCCCUUCAGCUGCAGGCUGGAGAACUUCCUGUAUGUGUCCCUCCACCUGACCCAGUGCUUCAGCCUCAUCCACUGCUGCAUCAACCCCGUCAUUUAUAACUUCAUCAACAGAAACUACCGUUACGACCUCAUGAAGGCCUUCAUCUUCAAGUAUUCCACCAAGACGGGCCUGGCCAAGCUCAUUGACGCAUCACAUGUGUCCGAGACAGAGUACUUGGCUGUGGUGGCGGUGGAGAAUAACGUGUGAUUGGCCCGCUGGGAGAGGAAAAUUGUCCCUGAGGGGAAAAUUGUCUUGGACACACAGAGGUGAUGUCACACAACUCACAGAGAACUGACUCUCUACCAAACAGACUAUACUUAAGGCCUGCUGAAAAGGCUGAACAGUUAACUGACUGAAUGCAGUCCCUGGGAAGGACAUCUCAAGCACAUUAGACGCACUGUAAAAGACCAAGACCAAAUAUGCUCUGUUUCAGUGUAACUCCCGUUUUGUUGUAAGUUCCCCCUUUCUGAGUGAGUUUGGUUAACUUCCCCCUUUCUGAGUGAGUUUGGUUAACUUCCCCCUUUCUGAGUGAGUUUGGUUAACUUCCCCCUUUCUGAGUGAGUUUGGUUAAGUUCCUCCUUUCUGAGUGAGUUUGGUUAACUUCCCCCUUUCUGAGUGAGUUUCGUUAAUUUCCCCUUUCUGAGUGAGUUUGGUUAACUUCCCCCUUUCUGAGUGAGUUUGGUUAACUUCCCCCUUUCUGAGUGAGUUUGGGUAACUUCCCCCUUUCUGAGUGAGUUUGGUUAACUUCCCCCUUUCUGAGUUUGGUUAACUUCCCCCUUGCCUAGUAACAGGGGUGGGGGUCUUCUUGAGAAAGCACUUCUUCUGAACUGGAGACUUGGUGUCACCCAAACAGAUGGUUCAACGACACCGUAAACACACACACACACACACACACCCUUCCCCCUGCCCUGGUCAGAGCCACAGCGGAGGGAGACGAGGUGCUCUCCCUGCCAGUGUUUAUGUGAGCAGGCAGUCAGUCAACCAGACUCCAUUACUCUGAAGGACCUGCCACUGAAUCAAGCCACUGUGUUUACAUGGAAAUCAGGAAUGUCAAACGGACUGACAGCCGAGACCAGAGUCAAAACUCUAAAGCUAUAUUUUAUUUUGUAUUCUUUAUUCUGAUCCCCAUCAGCUGACUCUUAAGCAACUUCUGGUCUUCACUGGGGCCAUAAAAAAGACAUUACAAACACGAAAGCCAAUCUGUAGAAUGUGAGAAGUAGAUGUAUGUAUGUUGAUGUGUGUAUGAUGGUUAGUGAGGUGUCAAUGUGAGAAGUAGAUGUAUGUAUGUUGAUGUGUGUAUGAUGGUUAGUGAGGUGUCAAUGUGAAGCCAGGAGAAUCCAUCCAGUCCCAAACACUCCUCUAGAUGACGCAUUUAGAAAGUAUUGGUGCUUAGUAUGUAAAAUGAAGGAGUAGACUUUCAAAUCCAUUGUUUAUUCUGUAAAUAUCAUAUUUAUAUAUUUGUUGAUCUGUAGGCGCAGUGAUUUUGUGAAGUUUUGUGAAACGGAAUCAAUGAAGGUGUGCUUUCUGUGUAAUGUUUAAAAAUGGCAGUUCUGCUACUGUUUAAAAUAAUAUACCAUUAGUUAUAUUUCAGUUAUCUUGUUCUUUUUGUUCAACUCGUUUGCAUUUAUUUCACUACACAAAAGAAAAACAGCCAAUGUGUGUACAUUUCAGUCACAACCUGCAAAUCUUUUUGAAUUUGCAAACGCAGUUUCUUGCCAGUCAGUGGAUGUUUUUACGCUCUUGUGUAAAAUAACAAAUAAAUGCACAAAACUGUU
Oncorhynchus nerka (sockeye salmon) is the source of this 3096-nucleotide messenger RNA. RefSeq names its product atypical chemokine receptor 3b (gene ackr3b). Gene Ontology annotation, biological process: G protein-coupled receptor signaling pathway; vasculogenesis; chemotaxis. The transcript is spliced from 3 exons. Lineage: Eukaryota; Metazoa; Chordata; Actinopteri; Salmoniformes; Salmonidae. The coding region runs from base 404 to 1528 and encodes 374 amino acids. The record is from RefSeq and is a predicted model, not a curated record. Gene Ontology annotation, cellular component: membrane. Gene Ontology annotation, molecular function: coreceptor activity; chemokine binding; G protein-coupled receptor activity.